Molecule: messenger RNA, 934 nt
Organism: Phragmites australis (common reed)
Lineage: Eukaryota; Viridiplantae; Streptophyta; Magnoliopsida; Poales; Poaceae
Product: dihydroneopterin aldolase 1-like
Exons: 2
Coding region: 202-579 (125 amino acids)
Biological process (GO): folic acid-containing compound metabolic process
Cellular component (GO): cytoplasm
Molecular function (GO): dihydroneopterin aldolase activity
Source: RefSeq, a predicted model, not a curated record
UCCUCCGCCGCCCGUCGAACCACCCGCCGGAAAGAAAGCCCGAGGAGGAGGAGGAGGAGAGAGAUGACCGGAAGGCCCAAACAGUGAGCCUUAUCCAUCUCCAUCUCCAUCACUCCUUCCGCGUGGAGUCGUGGUAGGGUAAGGCGGCGCGGCCCGGUCCACCCAGCACCCACGAGGGGAAACGUGGAGGAGGAAGAGGCGAUGUGCGGCGGCGGCGACAAGCUCGUCCUGCGGGGGCUGCAGUUCCACGGCUUCCACGGCGUGAAGCAGGAGGAGAAGACGCUCGGCCAGAAGUUCGUCGUCGACGUCGACGCAUGGAUGGACCUCACCGCCGCCGGGGAGUCCGAUAACGUCGCCGACACCGUCAGCUAUACCGACAUCUACAGGAUAGCUAAGGGGGUCGUUGAAGGCCCGCCGCAUAAUCUCUUGGAGUCAGUGGCUCACUCGAUCGCAAAGGCCACGCUGCUCAAGUUCCCUCAGAUCUCCGCCGUCCGUGUGAAGGUUGGCAAACCUCAUGUCGCGGUGCAAGGCGUUCUGGACUACUUGGGUGUGGAGAUCAUGAGGUACAGGAAAGCAUGAGCCGAACAACGUACUUGCUCUGAAGCACAAUUGAGCGAUUUCUGUGUGUCCAAUAUACUGGACAUGUGGAGCCAAACACAGUUUGGCGGUGAUAGUGGUGUUGGUCUUGUUAUUGUAGUGAUAAGCCACACUUGUGCACAUCAUGAUUGAUGGGCAAGAUAAUUUGGAUGUGCAAUUAUGUUUAGCACAAAUUGAAAUGAGAAUCGUAUUCUUGCAUUUUUAGCUCAGCUCAAACUCAUUUCUUGUAGGGGUCCCUGUCCUAGUAUAUGGUAGUAUAAGCUACCAGUGCAUCUAGUUGUACAGAAGUGUUGUGUAAAGUGAAUUCUGAUUCCAUUUGGUUGUUGCAAGAAUCUCC